This is a messenger RNA of Cryptomeria japonica (Japanese cedar), 1341 nucleotides long. RefSeq lists its product as uncharacterized. Gene Ontology annotation, molecular function: nucleic acid binding. The record is from RefSeq and is a predicted model, not a curated record. The coding region runs from base 1 to 1341 and encodes 446 amino acids. Gene Ontology annotation, biological process: DNA integration. Lineage: Eukaryota; Viridiplantae; Streptophyta; Pinopsida; Cupressales; Cupressaceae. The transcript is spliced from 5 exons.
AUGGACUUGGCCUUCUGUGGUAUUGUGGGAAGAUAUAUUGUAGUGUAUCUUGAUGAUCUUACUGGUUUUUCUAAAGAUCGUGAGAAUCAUCUUUUUCACUUAAAAGAUGUACUUGAAAGAUGUUGCAAGCAUGACAUCUCCCUUAAUCCCAAGAAGUCAGUUUUUGGGGUGACCGAGGGAAAAAUCCUUGGUCAUAUUGUUUCCAAGAAAGGGAUAAAAGUUGAUCCUGAAAGGGUUAAAUCUAUUCAAACUCUUCCUUUGCCGUCCAACAAGGUCGUUGUUCAUUCCUUGUUUGGUAAGGUAAAUUUUUUGUGGAUAUUCAUUCCCGACUUUGUAGAAAAGACUUGUCAUAUUGUGGAUAUGAUGAAAGGAAAGACUUCUUUCCAUUGGAAUGCAGAAGGCAAAGCUGCCUUCAAUGAUAUCAAAGAUGCAAUUGCUCAUGCACCCGUGUUGGAAAAGAGGAAUAUCAAGCUGAAAGCUGUGAACUUUGUAUUAUGGGAUACUGGUUUGUACAAAAGAGCAAUUGAUGGUACUUUUGUCCGUUAUAUUGACAAAGCACAACAAACCAAAUUGUUGGAAUCUUUCCAUGACAAGGCUUGUGGAGGUCAUUUUUAUACACCAGUGAUUUCUCAUAAAAUUUUGAGAGGUUAUUUGUAUAUUCUUACUACUACAGAUUAUUUCACUAAGUGGGUGGAAGCAAUAUCGAUAAAGAACGCUACUUCUGAGAUAGUGUGCAGAUUCCUCAAGGAGAAUAUUAUUUCCAGAUUUGGUGUUCCAUACAAGAUCUUGUCUGAUAAUGUAGCCACCUUUUCUUCCUCUAAAAUUUCACAAUUUUUCUUUGAAUAUAGUAUUUUGUUAACUCAGUCAUCUGAUUAUUACCCCCAAGACAAAAUUACAUCCAAACGAGCUAUUGGUAUGUCACCAUUUCAACUUAUUUAUGGGAUCAAUGCAGAGAUACCCGUUACUUUGGAACUUCCUGCCCUUAAGUUGGCUAAAGCAAUUAAAGAUCAAACUUUUGAGAAUGCUUUAGACAAGAGGAUCAUGUAUCUUUCUCAGAUGGAAGAACAAAGAACACAAGUGGUGGACCGGAUCACUCAGCAUCAACAACAAGUCAAAGUUCUUUUCGACAAAAAAGCAAAGCAAAGAGGAUUCCAAGUUGGUGAUCAUAUUUUGAUAGAAGGACAACAAGAGAUAGAUAUUCAUGAGCAAUCAAUUGACAACUCCACAUUUGUUCUAGGAGUUCAAACCGAUGAGAAGGUUGAGAUCAAUUUGUCAGAUGAAGGGAAGACUGAGGAUGAUGUUGGGAAGGUUAAGGUCAAGACUGAGAACUCUGGUCCAUGA